Messenger RNA from Aspergillus puulaauensis, 789 nucleotides. Its product is annotated as HNH endonuclease. NCBI's taxonomy places the organism in Eukaryota, Fungi, Ascomycota, Eurotiomycetes, Eurotiales, Aspergillaceae. The coding region runs from base 1 to 789 and encodes 262 amino acids. The record is from RefSeq and is a predicted model, not a curated record. The transcript is spliced from 2 exons.
AUGGCUUCGUCAGGCGAACCUGAAUCCAACUAUGCCGUCUUCCGCGAGUGCGUCUCUAGCGUUAUCAUCGCAAGGAGCAACCAGCAUAAACCAAGCAAGGCACCCAAGCGGAGAUCAAAUCGGUCGAAGAACACGAAAAAGAAGAGCAAAGCAGAAAGUUCUACGGAUGAAUUGAAGAAUUCCAACGCAGCUGAUGAUGAUGAAAACCCAGAAGAGCUGGCAGAUUUUAUUGAUUUCAUAGCGUCAGAAAUCUUCACCACCUUCCCGGAACCUCUCCAAUGCCUCUCCUACUCCGCAAUUCAACACUCUCCCGCCCUUUCAGAAAUAUACUCCGUGCCCCUCAGGGCCUCCAGCAUCGAAUCCCUGUCCAACCCCAUCCCCAGCACUGUAACAGACACAUUAUCCACGUACACCCCCGACCUCGAGGCCCCCUCACUCCUCGACAAGGCUCUAACUGAGUAUAUCCCAUCCGUAACACGCCCACCGCCAAUUUGGGUAAGCACGCGCGCCGAGGCCUGCGAAAUCUGCGAGCGCGACUGGAUCCCACUCUCCUAUCACCAUCUUAUUCCGAGGGGCGUGCAUGACAAGGUCAUAAAGAAGGGGUGGCAUGAUGAGUGGAUGUUGAACAGUGUUGCUUGGUUGUGCCGGGCUUGUCAUAGUUUUGUGCACCGCAUGGCGAGUAAUGAGGAGCUGGCAAGGGAGUGGUUUACUGUGGAGAGGAUUUUAGAGAGAGAAGAUGUGAGGGACUGGGCGAAAUGGGUGGGGAGGGUUCGGUGGAAGGCUAGAUAA